AUGACCACCUCGUCAUCCGCCGCCAUGUCGCAAAAGGAUCAGCGCGCUGCAGCGCUGCUCGAGCAAGGGCGCAAGCAGAAAGCAGAGCUGGAUCGCAUGAUUAAAGCCAGCUUUGCUCACUCCUUUUCGCCCUCGACCACCAGCAGCACCUCACGAGGCGGACGCAUGCAUCCCAAGGACGCGAGCGCCAAGCUCUUGGACGGCGAGAUCGACUUUGCACGCAGAAACCUUCGCAACACCUGGCUCAACCUCCUCUUCACCUGCACCUUCACCCGCGAGGCACACUCGGUCGACGGUCACAUUUGGAACGAGACGUCCUACAACCUCAUAACCGCCUACCGCUCUUACAUUUCGGCUGCGCAGAGCUCCAUCGAUCCUACCGUCCAGGCGCCCGGCCGUCGCGGCAAGUCUGCUCAAGAUGCAGCGCGGGCCAAGGCCGAGUACCGCAAGUUCCUGCUGGAUGAAGAGCUGUUUUGGCAGGAACUCGUUGGCCGACUCGUUCGGCUCUUCUCUCUCGAUGAAGCACGCUCCAACCUCGAGGUGCUUGGCAUCGAUGCCGACAACGACGCCGACACCUCCGUCUCUUCCUCUUUGCCGACCGACUCUUUUGCAUCGCGAGCGACACGCCAAGUCAACGAGCCGGACGAGACCCUGUCUCAAGCGGCGCUGCUUCCCACCAAGCGCAACCACCUCCUCUCCCUUCUGCACAAGUUCCUCAUCUUUUGCGGCGAUCUAGCCAGGUACCGUGAGAUGUCGUCGCACGAUCAUAGCAACGAAGCGUCCAGCAGCAAGAAGGGCAAGGCCUCUCCCAAAUACGACUUUAGCCGUGCUUCCGCCUUCUACGAGCAGGCGCGUCUCCUCUUGCCCGACCAGGGCAAUCCGUCCAACCAGCUUGCGGUCGUAUCACAGUACAACGGCGAGAUCUUUGCCUCGGUUUACAACUACUACCGGGCAUUGUGUGUCAAGACGCCAUUUGCGAAGGCCAAGGUCAACCUCGAGAAGCUGCUAGCGAGGCCGACAUCUGCCUAUCUCGAAGAGGAGUCUCGAUCCACGGUCGGCGGCAAUACGUACUGGGAUGCAGCCAAAGACCGUCAGGCGCGCGAUCCUCAGCUGGUCGCGCGACUCUCCAACAACGUCGAAGAAGCCCAGCAACUCACGGAAGCAUGGCUCAAGCAGGUCGUCAUCUUGCACGGCCUCUUCUACCGACGCACUCAUCUCGAACACGUCAUGUACCUGUCCCGCUCCGUACUGGCCACCUUUUCGACACUGAUCCGCGCACGAGCACUGCGGGCCGACCAGGUCGUGCAGUUCCUCGUCACUGCUCUCUGUGCAUCGUGGACGACACGACUCUGGCGAGGCGCACCGAAUGCUUCGAGCAAAGAGUCGUCCCGCCCUUCUUCAGCUGGGUCCGAAGAUCGACACCGCCCAGUGGCCGUUCGUGGCGAGCGCUCGUCCAAGAAGCGCGCGUCCUCGCCCGAGACGGGUCGCUGUAUCGAGUUCUUGGUCACUGCUCACGUGCUUGGCGUGUUCAACGAGCUCGCCGCCGUCGACACCGCCGAGACCAGGGAUGCUCUGAACGCCAACAAGGAGCUCGCAGCAGCUCUUGCGCCAGCAGAUGGGCCGUCGUCUCCCAUCCGCAACCUGACCGCUGUGGUGCGAAGGACCUUGCCAGCGCUGCGCAUUGGUUCCAAGUGGACCAAGACGCACCUCGAAUACAUGCAACGCAUCGAGAAGCGCGCUCGAGAUGCCGUGCAGCAACACGGCGGGAUGGAUGCAGACGUGGUGCGGUCGGGCAUGGAGGCGCAGCCCGAUUCGGAGCGUCCCGAUCCUCACCAUGCUGCGUACGCGGACACGUUGGAGGCGAUGGACAGAUGCUGGUCGCAGUAUGUGGAUCUUAUCAACAGUCUGAGGUAUGCCUUUCCGUUCGACUCGCUGCCCAACAUUGGCAAGGUGGGGACCGUCGGUGCGCCUGGACUUUGCCUGGAAGAAGACUCGGACAUGCGAGGCUUUGCUCCUACGCGCAAGGCGACGCAGUCGACGAUUCCUGGCGGAACAACGAUCAGCUUUGGCAUGGGCGAGGCAUGCGCCAACGUCGAAGCGGUGCGACCUAGUCAGGUGCAUCCCAACGAGGAGCAGCUCAUGCGUAUCGCCGAUCUCAUGAUCGAUGCCAAGGUGAUCGCCGAGUCGGACGCAAGCCCGAUUCGCUUUGACGAUACGGAUAAUGUGUUUGUCUUUGAGCGAGAGAGGAAGAUCGCGACUGCGAGCACCAGUGCUGCUGCUGCUGCCGCCGCCAUCGCUACCGCAUCUGCGAGGCCUACUGUCAAACCUGUCCCGGGGGCGCGUCCAGAAGCUGCGAAGGACGGGGAUGGUGCGGAUGUCGCCUCGGUGGAACAGUCGAUGCGAAGCGUACAGGUCGUAGACAGUGGCGCCGUGGCUGAUGGUCGUAAAGGAGCAGCAGAGCCUUCGCUGGUGCCGUCGCAGGUCAAGGCCAAGACCAAUAUGAACAAGGACGAUCUCGCUCGCCAGCUCUUUGCUGCCUAUCCGCUCCCAUCGGACACUUCAUCGGCGACAGGGCUGAGCCACACCGCGGCUUCCAGUUCCACCACCACUGGGCUGGCAUCACAAACAGGCUCGAGAGCGAUCGGCGGUGGUCAGACGAACAACAACCACACCAACAUCCUGCUUUCGAAUGGAGCCCCCAUCAGCUCGAUCUGGGCACCCAAUGCCUCGGACAUGGGUGGCGCGACCUUGCCUUCCCACCUCCAGUACGGUGGUUCUUCCAGUCUGUACCAGCAGACUUUGAACCAGCAUCAGCAGCUACCGUACCAACAGCAACAGUCGUGGCCCAAUGCCGCCUAUCUUCAGCAGCAGCAGGGAUCCAUCCCACAUCUGGGCGGAUAUGCAGAGACCUACGGCAACACGACUCCGGAUCCGUUCAACCCGCACGGCUACGGAGGGUCGCAUCUCUACCCAUAUCAGCAGCAACAGCAGAGCGCCUUUCCGAGCUCGCCCUUGCAUCAGCAGCAACAGCAGCGCACGACGCCCCAGCCGGGAAACCCGCGCAACGGUGAAGGCAGCUUCGGGGCGGGGCAAGAUCCAUAUUAUCCAGGACCGGGUCGGGCUGGUGCGCCUCAUCCAUCUCGCUUCGGGUGA
Messenger RNA from Kalmanozyma brasiliensis GHG001, 3153 nucleotides. RefSeq names its product DNA/RNA-binding domain, Est1-type. Lineage: Eukaryota; Fungi; Basidiomycota; Ustilaginomycetes; Ustilaginales. The record is from RefSeq and is a predicted model, not a curated record. Gene Ontology annotation, molecular function: telomerase RNA binding; telomeric repeat DNA binding; protein binding. Gene Ontology annotation, biological process: nuclear-transcribed mRNA catabolic process, nonsense-mediated decay. The transcript has a single exon. Gene Ontology annotation, cellular component: telomerase holoenzyme complex. The coding region runs from base 1 to 3153 and encodes 1050 amino acids.